Caenorhabditis briggsae is the source of this 780-nucleotide messenger RNA. It is a transcript of the gene Cbr-vha-14, whose product is annotated as Protein CBR-VHA-14. Bases 1 to 780 code for a protein of 259 amino acids. The record is from RefSeq and is a predicted model, not a curated record. Gene Ontology annotation, cellular component: proton-transporting V-type ATPase complex. Lineage: Eukaryota; Metazoa; Nematoda; Chromadorea; Rhabditida; Rhabditidae. Gene Ontology annotation, molecular function: proton-transporting ATPase activity, rotational mechanism. The transcript has 5 exons.
AUGUCUGGAGGUGGUGGUAAAGACAGGAUCGCGGUUUUCCCGUCGAGAAUGGCGCAAACGUUGAUGAAGACCCGUCUGAAGGGAGCUCAAAAGGGUCACUCGCUUUUGAAGAAGAAGGCCGAUGCUUUGAAUCUCCGUUUCCGUGACAUCCUCAAGAAGAUUGUGGAGAACAAAGUUCUCAUGGGUGAGGUUAUGAAGGAGGCCGCCUUCUCCUUGGCCGAAGCCAAGUUCACCGCCGGAGACUUCUCUCAUACCGUCAUUCAGAACGUCUCCCAGGCUCAAUAUCGUGUGCGCAUGAAGAAGGAAAACGUUGUCGGAGUCCUUCUGCCAGUCUUCGACGCUUACCAGGAUGGACCAGACGCCUACGAUUUGACUGGUCUGGGAAAGGGAGGAGCCAACAUUGCUCGUCUGAAGAAGAACUACAACAAGGCUAUCGAAUUGCUCGUCGAGCUUGCCACCCUUCAAACCUGCUUCAUCACUUUGGAUGAAGCUAUCAAGGUUACCAACAGACGUGUGAACGCCAUCGAGCACGUCAUCAUUCCACGUAUCGAGAACACUCUCACCUACAUCGUGACCGAGUUAGACGAAAUGGAGAGAGAAGAGUUCUUCCGUAUGAAGAAGAUUCAAGCCAAUAAGAAGAAACUGAAGGAGCAGGAGGCCGCACAGAGAGCUUUGGAAGGACCGCCGAAGGAAGAAGCCGGAGGGACGCAUUCAGAGAAUCAGCCACCUCGGAACUUGCUCGCUGUCGAGGAAGAUAAUUUGCCGGUUCUUUUCAACUAA